UCUGAGAUCUGGGUUUGGGCAGGUGAAGAUUAGCCUGAGGCCAAGAACGGACGCGUCUGGAUACAGAAAAGGGAGCUUGGGUGUGGGGGGGCAUACUUACAGACUCAGGGGCAUUCCCAGCCCAGGGAGACUCCCCAGAAGUGGUCACUGGAAGAAAUGGGGUAGAAAGACAGACAGGACAGAGGGAAGAAUGAUGAGUGGACUGGGUUGAUGUUUAGAUGGGGAUGGGCGGACCCUGGAAGGCUGUGUAUAGAAGCAAUAAGGAGAGAAAGAAGCUGAGAGCAGAGAGGCAGAGAAGAGCAGACAAUUGAAGCAGGUGAUGAGGGCUUUACAAGCGGUGUAGGCGUGGGCUGGUGACAGGAGGAGGGCGGAGAGCAAGUGUGCCCUGAGUGUGCAUGCGACACACAUGAGAAGCGUGAUGGGCGACAGACUGGUGAGAGCAUGGGGUGAGGGGCUCGGGUCUGGGAAGCCGGGAUGGGAGAUGGGAGAAUAACGGCAUCGCGCAGCUUUGCCCAGCAAUUUACAGUUUGCUCCCCUUUAGACUCCCAUAAUUUCCUUCUUUCGCUGAAGAAAGAAAGCUUUGGCUCGGGGAGGUGUGGUGGCAGCCCAGCGCGGGUGCUAAGUGCGCGCCGUGCGUCGCGGGGGUGGGGGUGGGCGGGCGGCGGGGGGCGGAGGGGGAGGCGCGGACUCCGCCCGCACACGCCGCCCCUGGCAGGGGCCGCACGCGCUCGAGGAGCCGCCGCCGCUGCCGCUCGGGGUCGCCUAGAGCCCCAGAUUCCCGAGCGCUCGGCGCGCAUGGCAGCCGCCUCGGCGCCCAGCCCCGCCGCCAGCUAGGGGCGGCCCCGCGCCCCCGCCCGGCCCCUCAGCUGAGCCCGUCGGAUCCGGCCUCGUUCUGCGCCCUGGGGCGCACCGCCUCCCAGCCGGAGGUGAGGACCUGGAAAACACGGGCGCUCGGGGCUGGGGACACAGUGGGGAUUCCAGGCCCUGUGCCGCUGCUGAGCCGACUGCAGCUGAGAUCGGAAGGGGAUGUGGGAGCGAGGGGGUGUCAGAGAUGGGAGGCGGAGACUGCUGGCUGCCUGGAACCGUCCCUGCCUCUGGCCCCCGCGUCCCCUACGUGUUCGAGGCCUGUCUCUGCGCUGUCCCCAUUCCCGCGGACCCUUUUGCCCCAACUGCAAUCCAGCCCCAGCCAUUCUCGCGCCCCGGCCUCUCUUUGCGUUGCCCAUCCUUCAUCUCCUUGUCACAGACCCGGCUCCCGGGUUCCUGUCUGGUCUCCUUGCUUGCCAACCUUUCCCCGCCUCUGCCUCCUGCUGUCCUCAUCGCUUCUUUCGUCCCGGCGCCCCUCUCUCUCGUCUGCUCCUGUAAGUUGAAACCAGUAUCCGUGCCGCUAUCUCUGUUCUUGGCCGCCUCCCCGCCCGUGCUGUCCCACAGGUGUCCACACGUCUGGCUGUCCAUCCGUCCGUCCCUCCUGGGGCCGGCGCUGACCAUGCCCAGCGGCUGCCGCUGCCUACAUCUCGUGUACCUGUUGUGCAUCUUGGGGGCACCCGGUCAGCGUGUCCGAGCCAAUGACUGCAGUUCCCACUGUGACCUGGCCCAUGGCUGCUGUGCACCUGAUGGCUCUUGCAGGUGUGACCCAGGCUGGGAGGGGCUGCACUGUGAGCGCUGUGUGAAGAUGCCUGGCUGCCAACAUGGUACCUGCCAUCAGCCUUGGCAGUGCAUCUGCCACAGUGGCUGGGCUGGAAAAUUCUGUGACAAAGAUGAGCACAUCUGUACUACACAGUCCCCCUGCCGGAAUGGAGGCCAGUGCAUAUAUGAUGGAGGUGGUGAGUACCGCUGUGUGUGCCUACCAGGCUUUCAUGGGCAUGACUGCGAGCGCAAGGCUGGACCCUGUGAACAGGCAGGCUCCCCAUGCCGGAAUGGCGGGCAGUGCCAGGAUGACCAGGGUUUUGCCCUCAACUUCACAUGCCGCUGCUUGGCAGGCUUUGUGGGUGACCGCUGUGAGGUGAAUGUAGAUGACUGCCUGAUGCGGCCUUGUGCUAAUGGUGCCACCUGCCUUGAUGGCAUAAAUCGCUUCUCCUGCCUCUGCCCAGAGGGCUUUGCUGGACGCUUCUGCACCAUCAACCUGGAUGACUGUGCCAGCCGCCCAUGCCAGAGAGGGGCCCGCUGUCGGGACCGUGUCCAUGACUUUGACUGUCUCUGCCCCAGUGGCUAUGGUGGCAAGACUUGUGAGCUUGUCUUACCCAUCCCAAACCUUGCCACAACAAUGGACACCCCACUAAGGCCCACUUUGGCUGUGGUGGUACCUGCCACAGAGCCAGCCCCCCACAGUGCAGGGGCUGGUCUACUGCGGAUCUCAGUGAAGGAGGUGGUGCGGAGGCAAGAAGCUGGGCUGGGUGAGCCUAGCCUAGUGGCCCUGGUGGUAUUUGGGGCCCUCACUGCUGCCCUGGUCCUGGCCACAGUGUUGCUGAUCCUGAGGGCCUGGCGCCGGGGUGUCUGCCCUAUGGGACCCUGUUGCUACCCUGCCCCACACUAUGCUCCAGCAUGCCAGGACCAGGAGUGUCAGGUUAGCAUGCUGCCAGCAGGGCUUCCCCUGCCACCUGAUCUGCCGCCUGAGCCUGGAAAGACUACAGCACUGUGAUGGAGGGGAGGGGGGUGCUUUCCCACCCCCUUCGUCAUCUCCCCCAUCCCUCAGACUGGAGUGGUCCUUUCUUAUCACCCCUCAGCUUGGGUAUACACACUGAGGGGAACUCAGCCUCACACCAGAAAUAUUAUUUUUUUAAUAUACAGAAUGUAAGAUGGGAAUUUUAUCAAAUAAAACUAUGAAAAUGCAA
This is a messenger RNA of Nycticebus coucang (slow loris), 2828 nucleotides long. It is a transcript of the gene DLK2, whose product is annotated as delta like non-canonical Notch ligand 2. Gene Ontology annotation, cellular component: plasma membrane; protein-containing complex. Gene Ontology annotation, molecular function: calcium ion binding. Bases 1052 to 2635 code for a protein of 527 amino acids. The record is from RefSeq and is a predicted model, not a curated record. Gene Ontology annotation, biological process: establishment or maintenance of epithelial cell apical/basal polarity; heterophilic cell-cell adhesion. The transcript is spliced from 5 exons. Lineage: Eukaryota; Metazoa; Chordata; Mammalia; Primates; Lorisidae.